AUGACUUGGAGGGAAUCUGUGGAUCUGUUGAGGCAGAUUUGGGAGCUUACUGGUAGAAUCACUGGUCCUUGGCAGGAAAAGGGUAAGGAUGGUUUCAUCUGGCGGGAGACUGAGCAGCCUGAAGUGCUGUGGAAUCCCGAGGACAAUAUUCUGUGGCAAGGCCUGUGGACAAUCCAGGGAGCUCUGGAGGAUGAUGCGGUCUGGCAAUGGGUUGUGAAAAGAGGUGGUAUCGACAGACAAGAUGUGCGCAGAAGUGUUGAAGAAAGCAGGCCAUAUGUGGAUUGCACACAAGAGCAAGGCAGUUCAAUUACUUGUGGCCCUGAUUUCUUGUACCCAGCAGAAGGUUUGAGUGCCAUCAGCAAUGCCCGGGGCAAGGACUGCCAGGGGCCCAUGGAUAUGGACCAGGAUGGCGAUGGUUCAUCAGAAUCUUCUGGUGGAAGGGGCACCUCCAUGCCUGCUACCAAUGAAGCUGCUGGUGCUGGUGCCGGUGCUGCAGAUCGCUCCGCUGACUCUUGCCCUCUGGCUCCAUCCACUUCCACAGGCCCCGCUGCCCAAAUUGAUGAUGCACGUCAUCCCCCCAGGUCCACCAAUACUCCUCCGCCUACUGAGACCCUUCCCAGUGCGGGUAGCUCUCAUCUCUCCAGGUCCACAAAUGCUCCUCCACCCUCUGAGGCCCCUGCGGGAGUGGGUAGCACUACUGCUUCUGAUCUGACAAUCCAACAACUGGUGUCACCUCUCUACAUCCCCAUCUAUCAAGGUUUAUCCAAGUAUGUCAAGCAUGAGCAGUCUCUGCAUGAAUAUGCAACCAACUUGAGGAGCAAUUUUCCUGCCUCCAACUAUGAGGCUGCCAUUGCCAGGUACAAGGAGAAGCUCGCUGCUAAGUCUUUGCAACCUUUCAAUGCCAGAGAGUUCCAACCGCAUGUGACACAUUUCAUCAACCAGCUCAGCAUAACAGCAGCCAUGUUGGCAGCUGAUGAGCAGAACAAAGGCCUCCUGUGA
Messenger RNA from Suillus paluster, 999 nucleotides. RefSeq lists its product as uncharacterized. The coding region runs from base 1 to 999 and encodes 332 amino acids. Lineage: Eukaryota; Fungi; Basidiomycota; Agaricomycetes; Boletales; Suillaceae. The transcript is spliced from 4 exons. The record is from RefSeq and is a predicted model, not a curated record.